AUGCGGUCGGUCACGUGACGUACGGACCACGGCCCACGGCCCGGUCGAGUCACGUGUGCGGCAGGGAAAAAAAAAAAAAAAAAGUGAAGAUGGCGGCUGCCGGGGGCCUGGACGAGAGAAGCAGCCGGGAGCUGUGGACCAUCCUGCUUGGCCGCUCCGCUAUGAGAGAUCCUAUUCAAAUCAAGGCAGAGCUCGACCGCUAUGGAGAAAGAUUCCUGCAGGGAUUGUCCUUUUACAAACCACCCAGCACGAGCUCCGCAGAUAAAGUGAAGGCCAACAAGAAUUUAGCUCCUGCCCUGAAGGAGCUGGGGCAGAGGAUCAGCAAAUUUCUGGGCCUGGAUGAGGGGCAGAGCGUGCAGUUGCUGCAUUGCUAUCUCCAGGAUGAUUACAGAGGGACACAGGACUCUAUAAAGGGCGUACCCGCUGAUAAAAGGCAGAGCCAGGCACUGAUGCUGAAGAUCGCGGACUAUUACUAUGAAGAGAGAAUUUGUAUGCUGCGCUGCGUCCUGCUCCUGCUGACCUACUUCCAGGAUGAGAAGCAUCCGUACAAGAAAGAAUUCAAUGACUGCAUGGAUAUGCUGCAACGGGAGGACUUGAUGGGGAAAUAUCGCAAGCACUUUGAAGAUAUCUGCAAGGAAGAAGCUCCCACAUGGGAGACGCACGGGAACCUCAUGACUGAACGUCAGGUGUCCCGGUGGUUUGCACAGUGUCUACGGGAGCAAGCAAUGUUGCUGGAGAUCAUCUUCCUCUAUUAUGCCUACUUUGCCAUCUCCCCCUCCAACCUACUGGCACUUACCAGGCUGUUCAGAGAACAAGGUUUUGGACGCAGACAACAAAACCGUCACUUGGUUGAGCAGAGCUUAGACCCUUUAAUAGACAGAAUCGGGUAUUUUGAAGUUCUCAUCCUGUUGGAGGGAAUCGACACGGACUCUCUGCAGGACUACCUUUUCAAGGAUGACCUCGAGCAUCCAUUUACCAACGAACAGCAAUUCUGCAAGGACAUGGACAACAUCUUGUUAACAUUUGGAGAUAUCCCUCACCAUGCUCCUGUCCUUCUGGCCUGGGCUCUGCUGCGGCACACUCUGAGCCCAGAUGAAGCGGCUACAACCGUCCGGAAAAUGGGCAGUGUCGCCGUCCAGCUCCAUGUCUUCAAGUAUUUGACGAGUAUGCUGCGAGCCCUUGGUAGUGGUGAGAAUAAUUGUACAACCAGCACAGCAUGUCUAUGCGUCUACAGUCUGCUGUGUUUCGCUUUGACUUCCAUGGAAGAACAUACCCUGGGCAAACAGCAGGAUAUUAUCGAUGCAGCCUGUCAAGUGCUGACCGCCCCAAACCUCUCGGAUCUCUUUUGGAAUUCGGAUACUUCAAUAGGCCUGGGAAUUUUACUAGACAGCGUGUGCACAAUGUUCCCCUAUCAGCUCUCUCCUCUACUCCAGUUAUUUACCGCUCUUGUCUCAAACAAGUCCACGGCUAAGAAGGCCUAUAACUUCCUGGAUAAGAUGGCAUUUUACACCGAGCAUUAUAAGCACAAGCCUCAUGAUGUCAUGUCGCACGAUGAUGAGACGCUUUGGAGGAGACAGACCACCAAACUGCUGUAUGCUUUAGGAAUGGGCCAGACCAAUCUGCGUAUAUCGCCAGGAACAGUUGGUCAGGUGAUAUGUGAUGAACGCGGGUUUUUUGUGCGAUGGGAAUACUCGUACAGUAGCUGGACCCUUUUCACCUGUGAGGUUGAGAUGCUUCUUCAUGUAGUGUCCACAGCUGACGUGAUACUGCAUUGUCACAGAGUAAAGCCCAUCAUCGACCUUGUGCACAAAGUUAUGAAGACAGACCUGUCAGUCACAGACUAUCUUCUGCCCAUCACCUCUCGGAUUUACCUGCUCUUGCAGAGGUUAGCAACUGUCAUGAACCCUCCGAUGGAUUUCAUAGCCUCUUGUGUGGACUGCCUGACUGUUUUAACUACUCGAUAUCCUGGAAAGGUUUGGACAGAUUUGCACCACACAGGUUUUCUGCCCUUUGCUGCCAGCUCUUCGUCUAGUCACAUUAUCAGCACUGAAAACAUGAAUGUGGAGGAUACGGGACGCUCCUGGCGAUUGAGCAGUCCAAUGUGGGAAUAUAGUGUCACAGUCUCAUUCUCGCCUCAUUACCACGUUGGUGAAGGGUCAGCUCGGCAAUGUGCCAAGGUCAAUGGUCUUGUGCCCUGUAUUCUGUUUGUGUUGCGAGAAAUGCUUCCGAAUUACCACAGGUGGCGCUACAACUCUAACGGCGUGAGAGAAAACCUCGGAUACCUCAUCUUGAACCUGAUACAUACCAUCCUCAACCUGUGUCCGGACAUUGAUCCACAAAACAGCUCCCUAAACCUGCAGAGCCUGUGCAUCUUCAGUCUAACAAACACCGAGGCAGGUCAGGCCGUCAUUAACAUUAUGGGGAUCGGCGUGGAUGCGAUCAACGUGGUUAUGGCCUCUCAGGCUGGGAGUAGUGGAACUGAAGGACAAGGCCAGAUGUUAAUCCAGACGGUUAAAUUGGCAUUCUCCAUAACCAAUAAUGUCAUUAGGUUGAAGCCGCCAUCUAGUGGUGUGUCCCCCCUGGAGCAGGCGCUGACGCAGCAUGGAGCUCACGGGAACAACCUCAUUGCUGUUCUGGCAAAAUACAUUUACCAUAAAUACGAUGCUUCAUUGCCGCGGCUGGCUAUACAACUGCUGAAACGCCUGGCUACUGUGGCGCCCAUGUCGGUGUAUGCCUGUCUGGGAAGUGACGCAGCUGCUAUCCGGGAUGCCUUUCUCAACCGUCUGCAGUGCAGCAUAGAAGACAUGCAGAUAAAAGUCAUGAUUCUGGAGUUCCUCACGGUCGCUGUAGAGACCCAGCCAGGGCUCAUUGAACUGUUCCUGAAUUUGGAGGUGAAGGACACUAAUGGAACAAAGGAGUAUAGCCUGGGGCGGUGGAGCUGUUUGCAGGUUGUACUGGACCUAAUUGACCUCCAGCAGUCUGACCGUUUUUGGUGCACGCCUCAGCUGCACCGCUCCGCCAUUUCCUUUCUACAUGCCUUAUGGCAGGAUCGCCGUGACAGUGCAAUGACCGUCCUAAGAACCAAGCCCAAUUUCUGGGAGAACCUGACAGCUCCUCUCUUUGGGACACUCGUACCCCCCUCUGAGUCUUCAGAUCUGAGUGUACUGGAGACCUGCGCUUUCAUCAUGAGAAUUAUCUGCCUGGAGAUCUACUACGCGGUUCAGGGAUCGCUGGACAAGUCUCUGAAGAGCAUACUGGGAAAAUUCUCCAAGGAGAGACGCUUCACUUACUGGUCAAAUUAUAUGCAGUCACUGGUGCAGCGUGUAGUGGAGACGGAAGGCGGCUGCAGUUCAUUCACCGAGUACCAGAGGCUGCUGUCGGCCUGGCGCGUGCUGCUCAUCAUUUCCACCCAUUAUGCAGAUGUGAUGCACUUGACAGACAUGAAAGUAAAGCAGGCGCUCUUCCAGGACAUCUUGUCAGGAACAGAAAUCUUGUUCCAGGUCCCCAGCUCGGCGCCUUGUCUGCAGCUCGGCUUCAUGCACUGCACGUUGAUGAUGAUUUUACUGCGACGCUGGAAGAAUGAGCUCCAUUCACCUGAGGACAUUCUCAAAUCUCUGGCGAGAAUCCUAGAGGGCGUCCUGCAGGCUGAGAAACAGCAGAUGGAGAAGGCGAAAGCCCGAAUCUUCUCAGCCCUGAUCUGUGUGUUAGAAAUGAAACCGAUGAAAGCCAGCAAUAUUCCUCAGUACCAGCAGCUGGUCCUCAGUGUGUGCGAGAAUCUGCAGGAUGAGGUGAUGUCGCUCAUAGACGAAACACGUCAUGGACUGACAACUGGAGAUGGUGCAGAGGACAAGGACAGCAUGGACACUGAUGACAUGCCCAGAACGAGGCACAAAGACCAACGUGAUACGGUUUGCGUGCUGGCUUUACACUUGGCAAAAGAGCUGUGCCAGGCCGACGAAGAUGGCGACCAGUGGAUACAAGUCAUCAGGCAGCUACCCGUCCUACCCUUGCUUUUCAGCGCCCUGGAGAUCAGCCUCAGGGGCAAGCAGAACCUCCAUUUCUGUGAAGCAUCUUUCCACCUGUUGUUCACUUUGGCCAAAACACAUCAGGGUGCUGCAGCCAUAGCAGGUGCUGGCAUCACUCAGAGUAUGUGCCUGCCUCUGCUGAGUGUCUACCAGCUGAGCACCAAUGGUGCGAGCACGGUCCAGCCGCCACUGUCCUCCCGCAAAGCUGUUGACGCUCCUUCUUGGCCGGGCGUCUACCGACUGACUGUAUCUCUUAUGGAAAGGCUGCUAAAGACACUUAGAUACAACUUCCUUACAGACGCCUUAGACUUUGUAGGUGUCCACCAGGAGAGGAUAUUACAGUGCCUGAGCGCAGUACGCACCGUGCAGAGUUUAUCCUGCCUGGAAGAGGCAGAUCACACAGUCGGCUUCUUGCUGCAACUCUCCAACUUCACCAAAGAAUGGCAUUUCCAUCUUCCGCAGUUAAUGAAGGACAUUCAGGUCAGUUUAUGUUACUUGUGCCAAUCCUGCACCUCUCUGCUGUACAGCCGUAAGAUGCUGCAACAUUACUUACAGAUAAAAAGUGGAGAAGCUGUGACACAGGGUUCAACCUCUCGUGGUCAGCGCACUCCCCAAACCCCAUCCAAGCAGUCGAAGCCAGAAAGUGAGGCCCUGGAGCUGAAAGCUCUGCGCUCUGUCCAACGCAGUCUACUAAAGAUCCUCAGCAAGACGCUAGCUGCCUUGAGGGCCUUCACACCAGAUCUCUGUCAGAUACUUCAGCCUCUGGACCUGGCACAGUAUGAUCUGCUGUUGGCCCUGAACUUCAGCACGCCAGCAUUUGAUGCAGACGUUGUACCAUCAUUUGGCACUUUCCUGGCGACUGUAAAUGUGAUGCUCAACAUGCUUGGAGAGAUGGAUAAGAAGAAAGAUCCACCAUUUCCAUCUGCAGCUCCUGCAAGUCCUUCAGAGGAAAACAAGAACCUCAGGCCGCUGCUGCUGUUCAUCAUUGAGAACUGCUUUUACCUGUCCAUCUCCCAAGCUGUACGCUACCUGCGGGACCCGGCUGUGCACCCCCGGGACAAGCAGCGCAUGAAGCAGGAGCUUGGCUCUGAACUGAGCACCCUUCUCUCCAGUCUGAAUCGUUACACUCGGCGAGGGGUCCCGUCUUCUCCUGCUGUGGGUGUCCUGCCCUCGCCUCAACUGAAAGCAGGCUUUUCUGGCAAGGCAGCCCCCGAGGCACAGGAACCCAUCAUCCAGCUGGUGCAAGCCUUUAUAAGGCACGUACAAAGAUAGGAUUACUCAGAACUUUACGACAAGGUGGCGACUUGGUGUGUACAUAAAAGCCACUAUCGGCGGCCAUAAUGAACAUUCUUAAAGGUACACUGCGUCAAUGAAGAAACUGUAUAAAUACCAGCCAUUGCCAGUAACGAUGGAGGAACCGAGGGAUCCUGGUAAGAACAAGGCCAGUCAUGCUGCUACAUCUACAUCCAUGUUACUUAGCCCCCGGUUGCUGCCGCCGUGACUCCGUUAACACGCAUGCAGCUUGAUUCCAAUUGCCUGUGUGUUCCACGUUUCCUUUUUUGUACUGUUACUUUAUUAUUUCCGCCUUGUAUUUUUCUGACAUUUGUAUUUAUACCGAGAGUAAAAGCCAUUUCCAGA
Messenger RNA from Bufo bufo (common toad), 5663 nucleotides. It is a transcript of the gene NUP188, whose product is annotated as nucleoporin 188. The record is from RefSeq and is a predicted model, not a curated record. The transcript is spliced from 45 exons. Lineage: Eukaryota; Metazoa; Chordata; Amphibia; Anura; Bufonidae. Gene Ontology annotation, biological process: RNA export from nucleus; protein import into nucleus. The coding region runs from base 90 to 5297 and encodes 1735 amino acids. Gene Ontology annotation, cellular component: nuclear pore inner ring. Gene Ontology annotation, molecular function: structural constituent of nuclear pore.